GUACCUGAAAUAAGUGUUGGUCUUCGUCAACGCCGCAAACUUGCCCAACAAUAUUUGGUACCAAUCCUACUAAAACCACCCUUUGCUCGGAAGACGACCAACAACCGGGAGAGUUUGGAAGUUCGAAGCAGUCAAACCAGCAACCACAAUCACUCAAUUCCCGACCUCAAAACCGACAAUAAGUCACCAUGAUAUCCAGACGCCCCUUGCGUGUAGGCAAUGUCUCUGGGGCGACUGGCGACAUGCCAACCGCAAUGGCCCGCAUGGUUGCCGAGCCCAACAUCGACAUCAUCACCGGCGACUGGCUAUCCGAGAUGAACAUCGCCUGGAACGCCAUCACCAAAUCCUCCAACCCAGACCUGGGUUACGAAGAAGGCUUCUUCACCCAGCUGUCCGAAAACCUCGACACCAUCAUACAAAAGGGCAUGAAAGUCAUCACCAACGCCGGCGCGCUCAACACGGCCUCCCUCACUGCUAAAGUCCGCGACCUAUGCGCGUCUCGAGGGUACCACAACACCAUUGUCGCCGCCGUCCUGGGUGACGACAUUUCCCAUCUCCUGCGCGAUCCAGCCCGGCGCCAAUCACUGAACCUCUCCUUCCCACAUCUGGACCACACCGACCGCAGUCUAGGCGAUUGGGACCUCACACCCUUCUGCGGCAACGCGUACAUUGGCUGUCGGGGCAUUGUCGAGGCCCUCAACGCCGGUGCCCAAAUCGUCAUCUGCGGCCGCGUGACCGAUGCCUCGCCCGUCAUGGGCGCCGCUGCAUGGCACUUCGGCUGGCCACUUGACUCACCCAGUCAUUUUGACCAUCUCGCCGGCUCUCUUUUGGCAGGCCACCUUAUCGAAUGCGGCGCAUACAUCGUCGGCGCCAAUUUCUCCGGGUUCAAAGACUUUCUGCCGGAAUUGGUCGACGUUGCAUUCCCCAUUGCUGAAAUCGACGCCGAAGGACGGUGCGUGAUCACCAAGACCACGACCGGUGGCGGGCAUGUUACGCCCGAGACCGUCAAAGCACAAACUCUUUAUGAAUUGCAAGGUCAUCUGUAUCUGAACCCAGAUGUUGUCGCAGACCUAUCACAAAUUCGCAUCGAGGCCGAACCAGGCACAGUUGACCGCGUCCGGGUAUCCGGUGUGAAGGGUCUCCCACCUCCACCAAGCACGAAAGCCAUGUUCGCCGCGCCAGGCGGGUUCCAAGCCGAAGCGACCUUUUUCAUCAAUGGGCUCGAUGUCGAUGCCAAAGCAACUAUGAUGCGAAACCAACUCAAGCACAUUUUCCGAAACCACAAAUUCACCAAGCUUAGCAUCGAGCAGUACGGCAGUGAAGUCGAGAAUCCAGAUUCACAGCAAGCCGGGACUGUCCAACUUCGAGUGUUCGCGCAAGCACGGCGGAAAGAGGACAUUGACGCCAAACAUUUUAAGAUUCCUAUUUAUGCAUUAAGAAUGCAGAGUUAUCCAGGGUACCACAUGAACUUGGACUUCCGCACGAUGGAUCCGAAGCCGUUCAUGGAGAUCUUUCCCGCGACGAUCCCGCUGUCUGCGAUUGAACUCAGCGUCGACGUGGGCAAUGGAAAGGUCAUGGAUAUACCUUCACCCACACGGACGGCGGAGUACCCUGCACAACGGCCCAGCUAUGAGACAAGUGACCCAGUCGAUCUUGCGAGUCUGGGCGCAACGACAACAGCGCCGCUGGGAAGUGUUGUGCAUGCGCGCUCAGGGGAUAAGGCCGAUAAUUCGAAUAUUGGGUUCUUUGUACGGCAUGAGGAUGAGUAUCCGUGGCUGAAAACGCUCUUGUCUGUCGAGAAAUUGAAGAGCUUGUUUGGGCGGGAUUGGUUGAAGGCUGAUCCCGAUCGAAGGGUCGAGAGGGUCGAGUUUCCAAAUAUUCUGGCCGUGCACUUUCGUGUGCUUGAUAAUCUCUCGGGAGGGAUUGCUUCGUCGGACAGAAUAGACGGCCUGGGUAAGGGUAUUGGUGAGUAUUUGAGGAGCAGACAUGUCGAGAUUCCGACGAGAUUCUUGGAGCGUGGGUGGAUUUAGCCGUGUUCGGGAUGAGAUGCAGCAACAGGAGGGUGGCGUCGCAGUGUAGUAGAUGCGACUUGAAGUCUGUGCAUGACGAGAGGUAUUUCUGCCGGGACCUUGAGUACAGUUUGUCGUUCUCAAUAUUUCUGCGAAUGGCUGCUUGGGACGGGAAACGGUGCACGCCUGCGUGCGCUGGAGCCUAAUCGGGUAAGUUGACCACAGCGCCAACAACGUAAUAAAGAAGGAGAAUGACAAUGUCUGUGGGCUUGAG
Messenger RNA from Exophiala xenobiotica, 2283 nucleotides. RefSeq lists its product as uncharacterized. The transcript has 2 exons. Lineage: Eukaryota; Fungi; Ascomycota; Eurotiomycetes; Chaetothyriales; Herpotrichiellaceae. The record is from RefSeq and is a predicted model, not a curated record. The coding region runs from base 189 to 2030 and encodes 613 amino acids.